AUGAAGCCCACCUUCUUUUCUCUCCUUCCAGCCACCCUCUCUCUCCUGGGUACUGCCCAUGCCCGGACCGAUCUGGAGGGCUGCAUCUCCUCUGCAACUACAAACCAAUGGCACGAAGCUUCGAUGAUCUGGUACAUCGAAGACACUGGCGAGAUCUGCGACAUCCCCGACUGUGGCGGCGGCCGUGCACCUCCCAAGUAUAAUAACCCGGCUUGCCCGAAUUACACCGGCACUGCGACCUAUGAGCCUAGCUACCUCGAGGGAUACGGGCCAGGUGCUACUGCCACGAAGACGACCGCGAGGGAGACAGGUGCUGAGUCUACUGCUACCGGAACUAUCGAUAAAAAUGAGGACGACGAUGAGACCUUUAAAGUCGCCUCAACCGACCACGGAAGUGUAACAAUUACCUCGACGCCGGUCCCUACCGGUCAUUCCUCUGGCGUGCAUGACGGAGGUUCGAAGGGCAGCUCAAGUGCAAACGACAGCUCGAGCGCCAUUCAAGGCUCCACUUUGGCUUCAUCGGCUCAGGAACUGUCACCUUCACCGUCAAACACCCCUGCAAACUUUACAGAAUCUGAUGUAAAUGCUGCAGAGUCGCUGGGGUUCAAUGCUGGUCUUGGGGCCGUUGGCCUGCUUGCUGCUUUUGUGCUUUAA
Molecule: messenger RNA, 654 nt
Organism: Aspergillus versicolor CBS 583.65
Lineage: Eukaryota; Fungi; Ascomycota; Eurotiomycetes; Eurotiales; Aspergillaceae
Product: putative cell surface protein
Exons: 1
Coding region: 1-654 (217 amino acids)
Source: RefSeq, a predicted model, not a curated record